Solanum verrucosum is the source of this 2486-nucleotide messenger RNA. Its product is annotated as 65-kDa microtubule-associated protein 3-like. Gene Ontology annotation, cellular component: spindle; cytoplasm. Gene Ontology annotation, biological process: microtubule cytoskeleton organization. Lineage: Eukaryota; Viridiplantae; Streptophyta; Magnoliopsida; Solanales; Solanaceae. The record is from RefSeq and is a predicted model, not a curated record. Gene Ontology annotation, molecular function: microtubule binding. The coding region runs from base 174 to 2378 and encodes 734 amino acids. The transcript has 13 exons.
UUCAAAUUUCAAAAUUACUUGUUGAAGAGCCAAGCUCAUCAUCUCUCUCUGCUGCCGGAAACUCCUCCGGCGAUUUCUCUUUUUCCGGCGAGAAUAUACUGUUAUUAUACAUUGUUUCUUUGAAGAUAAUCUUGUAAGAAUUGCUCUUAUUUGGUGAUUGAAAUAUCUUUGAUAUGUCAACUCCUCAAAAUGAUCCACUCCUGCAAACGGAAACAACAUGUGGGUUGUUGCUACAUGAACUGCAGAUUAUAUGGGAUGAAGUUGGGGAGUGUGAUACUGAAAGGGACAGAAUGCUAUUUGAGAUUGAAAGAGAAUGUCUAGAAGUGUAUAGACGUAAAGUGGACCAAGCAAACAAAAGCAGAGCUCAACUAAGGCAGGCAAUUGCUGAUUCUGAAGCAGAGCUUGCAGCUAUCUGUUCUGCAAUGGGGGAGCGACCAGUGCAUAUCAAACAGUCUGACAAGAGCCAAGGAGGUUUGAAGGCGGAACUUAGGGCCGUUCUUCCAGAGCUUGAGGAGAUGCGGAAGAGGAAAUCCGAUAGAAAGAAUCAAUUCAUUGAAGUUAUGAAGCAGAUAACGAAGAUUAAGAAUGAAAUCUAUAGGUUUACUUCUGCAAGCUUGGUAGUGGAUGAAAGUGAUUUAUCAUUACGAAAGCUUGAAGAAUUGCAUACGGAACUGCACACACUUCAAAAAGAAAAGAGUGAACGUUUGAAACAGGUUCUGAAUCACUUAGGUACCUUAAAUUCACUUUGCUCGGUUCUUGGCAUGGAUUUCAAACAUACUAUCAAUGAGGUUGAUCCAAGUCUUGGGGAAUCAGAAGAAGCUAAGAACAUUUGUGAUGAUACCAUCCAAAAUUUAGCAGCUACAAUACAAAGACUACAAGAAGUUAAGUUACAAAGGAUGCAGCGGCUGCAAGAUCUUACUACGUCCAUGUUGGAACUAUGGAAUUUGAUGGAUACACCUAUUGAAGAGCAACAGAUGUUUCAGAAUGUCACAUGUAAAAUAGCUGCCAAAGAACAUGAGAUAACAGAGCCUAACAUGUUGUCUAUGGAAUUCAUUACUUAUGUUGAGGAAGAAGUGGAUCGUUUGGAGGAAUUGAAAGCAAGCAAAAUGAAGGAGCUUGUUCUCAAGAAGAAGUCAGAACUAGAGGAGAUCUACAGAAAAACACAUAUGGUUGGGGAUUCAGACGGUGCAAUGAAUAUAGCUAUUGAAGCUAUUGAAUCUGGAGCUGUCAAUGAUGCUGAUGCUGUCCUUGAACAAAUUGAACUCCAAAUAGCUCAAGUUAAAGAGGAAGCUUUUAGCAGGAAAGACAUUCUAGACAGAGUCGAGAAAUGGAUCGCUGCAUGUGAGGAGGAGUGUUGGCUUGAGGAGUAUAACAGGGACGAAAAUCGCUACAAUGCUGGACGAGGCACCCACCUAACUCUAAAGCGUGCUGAGAAAGCUCGUGCUUUGAUUAAUAAACUUCCAGCAAUGGUGGAGGCAUUGGCCUCAAAAACAAAAGCUUGGGAAAACGAGAGAGGAACUCAAUUCUCUUAUGAUGGUAUUCCUCUCCUCUCUAUGCUUGAAGAGUAUACCAUUUUGCGUGAAGAAAAGGAGCUAGAGCGUAAGAAGCAAAGGGACCAGAAGAAACUUCAGGGACAGUUAAUGGCAGAACAAGAGUCUCUUUAUGGCUCAAAACCCAGCCCUAUGAAGAACCAAAGUGCCAAAAAAGGUCCAAAAUUGUCAUGUGGUGGUGCUCCGAGCAAUAGAAGGCUUUCGCUUGGAGGAACAAUGCAGCAAACUUGUAAAACUGAACUCCCUCAUUCCACUAAAGCUACCCCAAACACACGUCAAGCAAAGAAGUCUGAGCGCUUUCAUCAACUUGACCAAUUUAAUCAUCCUACCGAUGAUGGAUUUGGAGCUUUAUCAGCAGGGAGGAGAGGAGGUUUGGGUAUAGAUGAACUUCCUUCGAAAAAGCAGCCCAUCAGUGCAGUAAAUGGUUCAGAAGUCGAGACAGCAGUAAUGCGGAAGCCUUUCUCACCCAUUUCUUCCAAAGGUUCUUCUAAGUCCAAUGCAACAAAUAUAUUGGGAGAUAUGAACAGAAAACAUAGUGAAACGAUGAUAAAGACCCCGCUAAGUAACCAUACUACACCAGUCUCCACACCUGUAAAGUCAAUUUCUACUUAUGAAGAAGAGAAUAGAACUCCUGCUAAAGCAAUGCCAAUUCCUGUGCCUUCUACUCCAUCAACCGUAUCUGUUCCAAUGCAGACGACAACACCAGGUCCUGCUGUUGUUACACCUUACAAUUCGAAGCUCGUUGAAAACACCCAUGUGGAGGAGGAGAUAGAGUAUUCCUUUGAGGAGAGUCGGCUUGAGUUUUACCUUCAGAGAACACAUAUCUAGUAAGUUGUCAUACAAGUUAGAUACCAACUCAACUAUAGACUAAAUUGAUUGUUAAUUAAAUACUUUCCGUCUUUUGUAUAGACGUCUAUACAUUUUUGUUGCUAUGGU